UCUAAUUGCACCUUAUUUUAUAAUUAUAUGAAAAUCAAUUUAAAAAAAAUUGGCAGUACCUUAGAAAUAUAUCCAUACCAUUUCGUUAAAUUUAAAUAAUUGUGUAAGGAUUUUGAUUUCUAAAUUGAAAAUUCGAUUCGCCUGAAAAACGUUACUGUUCCCAAUCGAGUAAUCGAGUUCACGUCGAAUUCUGUCGCACUAGUCUUACGUAAUUACUCUGAUUAUCAGGGCGAUCACGUUCAUGAAGAAAGUAUACUCUAUCAGACUGACGUCCCUAUAAAAACGAACCCUGACAAUUCAAAGUCAUCACAGACCUCAGUGAGUUCGAGUGAACAACAACCAAUAAGCAUCAUGAACUCCUUCUCGAUGACAUUCAUCGUCCUGGUGGCGAGCUUGGCAACGUCAAUGGCAGGCGGCGUGGUACCUGCAGCUGUAGCCGCGCCAGUAAUUGCUGCACCUGCAGCUGUGGGUUAUGCCAAGGCAAUACCAUACAACAUUCCACCCUUUGCAUCCAGAGUUGACAUCAGUACAAGAGCUCUUGCAUCACCAUACAUAGCAGCUGCACAUGCAGCACCAAUCGUAGCUGGACCUGCACCAGUUGUCGCAGCCCAUUCAGCGCCGCUUAUCGCUGCACCUGCACCAGUUGUCGCAGCCCAUUCAGCGCCUUUUAUCGCUGGACCUGCACCAGUUGUCGCAGCGCAUUCAGCGCCACUUAUCGCUGGACCUGCACCUUUGACCUACGGUGCAGUCCCUGCUCACCUCGCAGCUGCACCUCCAUUGGUGCAUUCUACGUAUGCUGGAAGAUUAACUGCACCUUUAGCCGCAUAUGCUGCCCACGGACCUGCUGUUAUCGGUUAAAAAUUUAUGUGUUCGAGUUAUGAAUUGCCUUGCCACCCACCACGCUUUUUGUCAUAAAUAAAAAUAUUUUACUUAAAAUUCA
This is a messenger RNA of Cephus cinctus (wheat stem sawfly), 940 nucleotides long. Its product is annotated as cuticle protein 16.5. The transcript has 2 exons. The record is from RefSeq and is a predicted model, not a curated record. Lineage: Eukaryota; Metazoa; Arthropoda; Insecta; Hymenoptera; Cephidae. Bases 352 to 858 code for a protein of 168 amino acids.